Messenger RNA from Vanessa atalanta (red admiral), 1248 nucleotides. RefSeq lists its product as uncharacterized. The record is from RefSeq and is a predicted model, not a curated record. The transcript has 3 exons. The coding region runs from base 54 to 959 and encodes 301 amino acids. NCBI's taxonomy places the organism in Eukaryota, Metazoa, Arthropoda, Insecta, Lepidoptera, Nymphalidae.
UUUAAAAUUUUCUAGGUACUUACAAAUUCUUUGUUUUGUAUACAUCGUACAUAAUGGGGAAACCAGAUAAAAAUAUUUGUUAUAAAAGGAGAGUUAUACUAUUAAAAUAUAAAGAUAAAAGAGAAAGUUUAAUUUUAUCUAAAACUGUUGAAAGAAGAAAGGAAAAACUUUCAAUAAAAGUUCAAUUCAAUACUAAGAUACGAAAGUCACAUAACAGACAUAAAUUAAAAGAGAAAUAUCCUGUUUUUAAGGCACAGUUAAAAGAUCGAUCUGUUCCACGUUGCUUACGAGGAAUGUGUGCAAAGAAAAACAAAUAUAUAAGAAUACCGCAACAACAUAAACAAAAGCCCAGAGAGCCAGGACAAGACAUGAAGCAUCAAAUAAAACGGAAAAGAGGAAUGAGUUUGUCAUCAAUAUCCUCUAUUGAAAUAAGUGAUGAAUUAAACAAUAGUUUUGAAUAUGAUAACAUUAGCUCUGGCAGUUUAGGCUCUUAUACAGAUGAUGAAAUUGAAACUUUGAUGAAGUCAACCAGAAAGAGAAUGAAAGAUUUAGAUGAUGACUGGACUUUGUUCCCCCGACAACACCCUUCUUCUCCUGUCUCAAAUAGAUGUGACAAUUCUGAUUCUAUAAACUCUCUGGAUACUUUAGUACUGGAAGCAGAUGACAGUAAGGAAUAUUUGGAUAUGUAUGAUUUAAAAAAUGAAGUUUAUUCACCUACAAUCAGUCCAGAAGAGUCAAAAUAUGAGUCAUUUAUUACUCAUAAUAAUAAGAACUUCAUGCUUGAAUUUAAAGACACAGAAAACCUGUAUGAAAAUCAUGUUCAAAGUGACAAUAAAAUAGAUGAUAAAGUAUUAAAAAAACAAGAAAAUAGUAACUUUGAAUAUAAUUAUAAACCAUGUUAUUCUGCAGUAAAUGUAAAUAAUAAUUCCAUAAAGCAGGAACUUUAUGGUGAUCUAUAGAAUAUAAUUGUUAAAAUUUAUUUUGUUAUUAGUGUAUUAAAUACAUACAUUUAUAAUUCUACAUUUUCUUUUAGUUAUAGAAAAUUCUAGAAAGUGUCCCAAAUAUUAUAUUUGAAUAUACUAGAUUUCAACAAGUAUUCUUUACAAUAAUUUGUAUAUUAAUAUUAUGUAACUGUUUGAUUGUUUUGGGGGAAAAAAUAAUAUCAACAUACAUAGUUUCGUGAUGUAGUCCAUUUGAGAAUAAUAUUAUUUUAUAUAAAUACUCUAACAACAUUUUUCUUAUGUAUUU